This is a messenger RNA of Odontomachus brunneus, 1270 nucleotides long. Its product is annotated as pre-mRNA-splicing factor Syf2. Lineage: Eukaryota; Metazoa; Arthropoda; Insecta; Hymenoptera; Formicidae. The transcript is spliced from 4 exons. The record is from RefSeq and is a predicted model, not a curated record. The coding region runs from base 108 to 806 and encodes 232 amino acids. Gene Ontology annotation, cellular component: catalytic step 2 spliceosome; Prp19 complex; post-mRNA release spliceosomal complex.
ACUCAGCCUUAUUUAUUGCACCAGACUGCACUAGUUGAGUCAGGUCAGCUAAAGAGAAUAGUGUGUUUACGAAUUUUCUUGAGAAUUAUAUUUUGCUUAUUUUGAAAAUGGAUGAAACCACAUCGAGUGCAUCAUCCGCAGAUCCUGCGACGAUAAAACACGCGGAAAGAAUGAAAAGGCUCAAAGAUCUUCACGUUAAAAGGAACCAAGCCAGAAUGGAGAAUCAUAAGGAAGUCGUGGAGGAGGAUAAGAGGAACAAGUUACCUGCUAAUUGGGAGUCUCGCAAAAGAAAGGCAGAAUGGAUAAUGCAAGACGAAGCUUCUCGGAAAGAAGCAGAAGCAAAGGGAGAAGAUUACGAACGGAAGAAAUUGUUACAAGUGGAUGCCACAGAAGCUGAACGAAUAGCUAGGAAGAAGAGAAACAAACAGAAUCCUGACCCAGGUUUCUCCGACUACGAGCAAGCAGCAAUACGUUCAUAUAACAGGCUAGUAAAGAACAUUAAGCCGAAUAUGGAGGCGUACGAAGAAUCCAAAGAGAAAUUAGGACCUGCUUUUUAUGGAGACCGCAACACUAUAUUGCAUGGCUUACACGAAGACAAGAAGGAGGCAAUCGACAAAAUGGUCGGGAAUUUGGAGAAACAGAUCGCAAAGAGAGAAAAGUAUAGCAGACGCAGAAUGCACAACGAUGACGCGGACAUCGAUUACAUCAAUGAACGUAACGCCAAGUUCAAUCAGAAACUGGAGAGAUUCUAUGGCGAGUACACGCGUGAGACUAAGCUGAAUCUAGAGAGGGGUACGGCUAUAUAAUGGGAGAACAAUCGUUGCAAUUAUUACAAAUAUCUUGUAUUUUACGAUAAUUUUGUACAAAUAUGGAUCUAGAGAGAUAAGUUUUAUUGCAGUUUUGUUAUACGUUCGAAAUGUAUCUUCUAUGCAUCACCGACGAUGCGUAUACCAUUUUACGAUACGCGUAUGAAUUACAGCGAGAAUUUAAACGUGUACAGAUUUCUUUUUAAGCUGAGACAAAUAUAUAAUUGUCAAUUUCAACCGAAUUAGUCAUUUAGUGCGGAUAUGUAAAUAGGGAGCAAUGCAAGGUCGCUAACAACUAUAACGACUCUAACAACGCGACGUGCGCUCCAUCGCAAAUAAAAAAUUAAAUAAAUAAUUAUAUUAAUCAUACAUUCUCUAUUACAGUCGCUCAGCUCCUAUAUAUAUAGAUAUAUAUAGAUAUAUAUAUACAAUUUGUUUAAUUUAAAUAAACUUAUGUACACUCA